Fusarium vanettenii 77-13-4 is the source of this 876-nucleotide messenger RNA. RefSeq lists its product as uncharacterized. The transcript is spliced from 5 exons. The record is from RefSeq and is a predicted model, not a curated record. NCBI's taxonomy places the organism in Eukaryota, Fungi, Ascomycota, Sordariomycetes, Hypocreales, Nectriaceae. Gene Ontology annotation, molecular function: oxidoreductase activity. The coding region runs from base 1 to 876 and encodes 291 amino acids.
AUGGCCUCACUCAACAUCGCACAACUCUUUAGCGUCAAAGGCCAUGUCGCAAUUGUCACAGGGGCCACCAGUGGACUGGGUUUUAUGAUCAGCAAGGGUCUCGUGGUGAAUGGGGCCAGACUCUAUGUGGUGGCCCUCCCCUCGGAGCCUAUCCAAGAAAAGGUGGCCGAGCUUAACGAACUUGGUCAAUCCUCGGGAGGAGUUGCAUUCGGGCAACGUAAUAUCCAAGAGCUUGCAGACUACAUUAACCAUCGGGAGAGCCACCUCGACAUUCUCGUCUCGAAUGCCGGUAUCCGAAGAGACCCCCCGGUCCAGUGUGAUGUGCUGACAGCGCCUCUUUCGGAGUUACAGGCGUCCAUGUGGUCGUCGGUAGACACAGACUGGGCCGACACGUUUUCUGUCAACACCACAGCGCAUUACUUUCUCUCCGUAGCUCUAAUGCCGUUGCUCUCUGCUGCAUCGCAACUCUACCUAGGCAACAACCAGCUCGGAAGAAGCCAAGGCCGCGGUGUCAUUAUCAUGACGAGUUCCUGUGCCAGCAUGCACAACGCUACAAAUGUAGACCUGACGAGCUACGCCACCAGCAAAGCAGCCACUGACCAUCUAGUCAGGCUGCUGGCAGCAAAGUUCAGCAGGUUCUAUGUACGAGUCACGGGAAUCAACCCAGGAUUCGUUCCGAGCAACAUGAACCCUGUCGGACAAGAAGGAAACAUGUUCAGCGCAUUGUUUGACCAGGUCCCCGCAAAACGGGCAGGGAAUGAAGAGGAUAUUGCUGGCGCGGUGCUCUAUCUCGCCAGCCGAGCUGGGUCAUAUGUUGAUGGAGUUUCGCUGUGUGUCGAUGGGGGACGCAUUCUGCUGGCUAAUGGUCAAAAGUAG